CCUGCUGCCCCUGCUAGACCUCCCUGCCUGACUCCCAGCUCCCCGCCUCAUUCCCCGGGGCUCCCUCCAGGGGGCGCGGUCGUGGGGCUGGGGACAGGCCUAAAUGCAGGCAGGGACCCCCCCGGGGAGCAGCCCCUAGUGCCCAGCUGGGGGGGAUCUGUGGGGAGGGGCCCAGUCUCACCCCCCUGCUCUCUGUUCCCAGGCGCGGCCCUGCAGUGCCUGAAAUGCGACUUCACCGCGUUCGACGCCCCCUGUCAGCUCACCCCGGUCACCUGCCAGGCCGGGCAGCUCUGUGCCACCAUCCGGGGCCACGCAGCUGGCCACAAGACGAUUGUGCGGAAGAACUGUGUGGACGAGGUGAAAUGCAGCACCCAGGACACGGCCACCUGGGCCGGCGUCACCUAUACCACCUCCUACACCUGCUGUGAGGGCGAUUUCUGCAAUUAGGCCAGGGCCCCGGAGCACCCCUGGGGCCGGCGCCUCUGACUGCCCCCCAUUUCAGGGCUCGGAUUUGUCUUGCGUGCCCCCAAAUUUCACCUCCCUUAAAAACGACUCGCUGACGUCAAAAUACAGAAGUGUCCCAGCCCACUGUGACAGAACAGUGGCUGACGUUCUCAGUUUGAUGCUAUAAUUAGAAAAUAAAUCAAUUGGAAUAGAAA
This is a messenger RNA of Chrysemys picta bellii (western painted turtle), 659 nucleotides long. NCBI's taxonomy places the organism in Eukaryota, Metazoa, Chordata, Testudines, Emydidae. The record is from RefSeq and is a predicted model, not a curated record.